Molecule: messenger RNA, 834 nt
Organism: Mesocestoides corti
Lineage: Eukaryota; Metazoa; Platyhelminthes; Cestoda; Cyclophyllidea; Mesocestoididae
Source: the annotation of a GenBank genome assembly
AUGCCGGAAGAAACCUAUAAUGUUGUUUGUGACUUGACGGAUGACUUUCGUCAGUUCUUCCGUGUUGAUAGAUAUCAGACGUACAACGAGUUUCAUGAUCUUCUUGUUGCGUUUCAAGCGCAUACGGGCUCGUCUUACGUUAAGCGCCACACAGUGAGGUGGCCUGCUGACGCCGUUGAUAGACAACACCUAGUCUACGCCAGAGCCCACUUCGAAUGCGUUCGUUACGGCUGGUCAGAGAGCAGCGCUACCUCUCGUCCCGUUGUCAGCAAACGCAUAGGUUGCAAGGCCUACGUCGUCAUUCAAACCUACAAGGGCUGGGUGGAGAUCUUUCACCUUAAUAUGCAGCAUAACCACGAGAUCACACACGAAGAUGCUGGUCACAUUCCAAGACAACCACGGCGAUUCCGAGCUGCUGUGACCGCGAAUAAGCAAGAAAAUCACCAGGACAUCAAGUCGGUCAUUGACCUUGGCGAUUAUGCUUACGUUGGCACACCAGGUAAGUCGGGGUUCGAGUGCGUGCCUACUUCCUACCACUUUUGUCUAGAUUGUCAGAGGGAAAGCGUCGGACCUCCGCCUGAAUUCAUUCCGCAAAGCAUUCGACGGCUUCGACGUCGUCCGCGGUCCCAACUCCCCGCCACGUCCGAGGGUAAUUCAGGCAAGGAGGAGGAAGGUGUGGAGAAUUACCUCGUGGAAGACGGUGAAAUGUCGGCUGUGCGGCAUCACGAACAGGCCCUCCGCGAGGACACUGAGCAGACGGCCCUGCUGAACGGUCACGUGAACGCGAUCCGUCAGUUGGCAGUGGACUUUUGCCUCGUUGACCCCAACGGUGAG